GUCUAUUAAUAUUAUAUAAUUAAUUAUAAUACCCUACAGCAGUAGGCUAUUUUACAGCAGCUUUAUUAAGAUGAUUAUUUAAAUCACCAAGAGAUAUGUUUUAAUACAUUUGAUAUUGAUAGUGAACAUUGAACAGUAAACAUGUCAGAUUAAAUGACAGCAAAUUUACAAUGAUCUGCAUGCACAUAGACUGAUUACACUAGCCUAAUUUUAUCAUCCUUUGCAAUGAAGUAGACAGCAAAUAGUCAUGGCUGGUUAAAGGUCGGGACGACUGUUUACCCAAGACUUCAGUUUAUCAUUAAUUACAAAGCUAGUUAUUUAUUGAAAAAUAUUCUGAGGGGAACUGUUUAAAUAUGAAUGUUUUUUAAUGGGGGUUUUGCUAACUAACUUUGACAUUUUAUAAGUUUUUAAUUAAGGAAAAAAAAAUCUGUGAGGGAUAGACAUACAUCGCCUUAUUUGGUUGUACUGUUAUUUAAUGCAUUUUUGGAUUGUCCUGGUGAUGAAACACUGCAAAAAUAUCUUUCCAGGGAAUUUCAUUAUAGACAAAAAAAUAAAUAUAUAAAAAUAAUAAACAAUAAAAUCUGUGGGAAAUUAUAAGGUUUUUUUGUUACAGCGGAUAACCUUGAAAACACUGCAAGUCUAUCCCUUACAGCCUCGCUUUAAUACCCGUCAUGGUGCUGCUCUGAAAAAGGCUAUAUAUCAAAUUAUCAAAAGGGGGGAAAUGGAAAGGAUAUCAAUAGACCCUUUUCACAUUUCCGUGUUUCUCAGAAGCGGAAGUCGUCAUAGUUGGGUAAACUUUUAUAGCAGUGAAUUAGAGACUAGGCCUACCUUAAAUAUAUUUUUUGUGUUUCCAUUUGCGCAAAUAGCAAAAGGAAAACUCCACAGUAGUGUUUUCACAACUUUCAAAAAGAGGGGGAAAAUAGAGAGCGAUUGAUAUCAGCAGUCAGAAGAGAGAAAGAUGUCAUUUUUACCGUCACUCCCAUAGCCGCUGUAUUAGAAACACCCUCGAUCACAGCAGCGUUAACUAGUUUUUUUUUUUUUUUUUUUUUUUUUGUAAUUUAAUGCAAAUGUAAUGUAAUACUAAAUAUAGUGUUAUAAAUGUACAUAGAUUUUUUUAUAAAUUAAAAUAUAAAAAUGCAGGAUUUACGAUAUUAAUGACCAUUAAAACGCGUCAUCAUGGUCUGUGAAAAGAGUCUAUGAUUUCAUAGCCCUCUUAUUCUGGGAUUUAUAGUUCCUGUUUAAAUUUCUGUUGUAAUUAUCAUUUGGAAAAUAAAACGUAUUUAAAAAAAUAACAAUAAUUAGAAAAAAACUUAAAGGCGAGCGUCUUGUAGAGCUUGUCGCAAUAAAGCCCGCCCAUACACGCGCUUGGCCAAUCAGAAGAAACUCAUAGCUUGUCAAUCAUGUAAAUAAGCCCAAUAUAUUUGCUUAGCCAAUCAGAAGAAACAUACCACUUCCACCUUCACGGCGAGCUUGUCAAUCUUGUGUAAAUAAACCCCACCCACACAUGAGCCGGAGAGGUCCACUUUCACAGCGUGAUUUCGGCAAGUUCUUCAUGUAAAAUGGUCUCGAACAAGUUUUUCAAGUAAGUUUGCCCUUUAAAAUUGUUUUAACAACUUUGUCUUAUGCUAAAGACAUAAACGAGCUGUCUGGUAAAGAACUUACAUUGGUAAUGGCUUCGGAAAGCGAGCAUGAUGAUCCAUUCCAGAGAAUUCUGCAUCAAAUCGGUGGGAAAAGUAACAUUCAUUUAAUCAGCGCAGUGAGUGGACCUGAUGGAGACACCGGCGUUUUACAGGACUUUAUCGCUGAUAUGUUUAAUAAUGGGGACCAUGAAGAAAUCACCGACUGCACUGGCAACAGUAACGGAGAAAUCAAAAUCCAAACAAAUGUCAGCAGUCCUGACCAAUCACACGCUGAUCGAUCCGAACAGAGUUCAUCCAUACCUGCCGAUCGCUGCACCAAGAGCGAGAAACCAGAUCCUCUCAAGAAUAAAACCGUGAGUUCAAGUAGAAACAUCGGCGGCAAGCAGAGAGCCAUUAAAUGUUCCGUGAUCAUAUUCAUCUUCAGACAUGAUUAUGUCUGUAAUAAAGAGAACUAUGUGUGUUUGAGGGAGAUCCUGAAGGACGUGAGAGCUCGCUUAAAGAGAAACUCGCUUCCUCCGGCUCUGUUGGGACUCGUUCACACUGACUGCGAUCAAUCAGAGAGCCGCGAGUCAGUGGAAUUUCUGGAUCGAUCACUGCGAUCAGUGUUUAUCAAUCACCCCCAACAGGCCAUAUGGACCGGCCGGUACGUCACAAAGUCCCCGGAUUUGUUGCAGGAGAUAAGAUGGAACGCCUGCCGGGCGGUGAAGUCUGCAAUGUCUGCAGAGAGUGGCACUGGCAGUGAAAGCAGUUUGUUUUGGUCCUUGAAAUGUUUACCAGGAAUAUUCAGGAAGGGACACAGAGGACAGGCUGACUUCAACACCAACAGUUUGCAGCAAGCCAAUCCAAAUACAGGUGAAGAAGGAAUUCCCUUGCAGACGCAACCCAUGGCACAGUGACGCCAGACAGGUUUUGCAAAUAGACCAAGAUGGUUGAAAAACAAGCCUCAAACUACUUGUCUGUGUUCUACUCAGGUCAUAUAUUCUUGCACUAUACCUUACCAGUCAAGAGGAUUUGGAGGAAUGAGAAAUGAAGGCAAUGAAAGGCUGCUACAGCAUUAUUCUUGAUACCGUUUUGAUAUCAGAAGGAAAUCUCACUAAUACUAUCACAGUAGCAUAUAGAGUCAGAGUUUAUUAGUAUUAAAUAAUCUAAUGUGACAAUUGCUGAACACUGUGACAGACUGUAAUGUAUUAAUUGCUGUUAUUUUAAAUAAAAGAAACACUUUGUUGCAUCAUAGUCAGUACGUUUUGCACGAUUCCUUCAUGUGAUUCUGAAAUAACCAAGGAAAUUAAUUGUAGCUACAUAAGCCAUACUGUUGAAAACAUUACAAAUUAAAGUUACUUUGAACUCAAAA
Ctenopharyngodon idella (grass carp) is the source of this 2991-nucleotide messenger RNA. RefSeq lists its product as uncharacterized. The coding region runs from base 1670 to 2536 and encodes 288 amino acids. NCBI's taxonomy places the organism in Eukaryota, Metazoa, Chordata, Actinopteri, Cypriniformes, Xenocyprididae. The record is from RefSeq and is a predicted model, not a curated record. The transcript is spliced from 3 exons.